Lonchura striata (white-rumped munia) is the source of this 268-nucleotide messenger RNA. The record is from RefSeq and is a predicted model, not a curated record. Lineage: Eukaryota; Metazoa; Chordata; Aves; Passeriformes; Estrildidae.
CCCCUGGCCGUCCCUGUGGUCACUCUGACCGCACUGACCGCUGACCGCUGGCCGCAGGUGGUGGACAUCAUGCGGGUGAACGUGGACAAGGUGCUGGAGCGGGACCAGAAGCUGUCCGAGCUGGACGACCGGGCGGACGCGCUCCAGGCCGGCGCCUCCCAGUUCGAGACCAGCGCGGCCAAGCUCAAGCGCAAGUACUGGUGGAAGAACCUCAAGAUGAUGAUCAUCCUGGGCGUCAUCUGCGCCAUCGUCCUCAUCAUCAUCAUCG